AUGGGCAACGCGUGGGCUGCGAUAGCGGCAAAGGAGGAGGUUUCGCCACAAGAUGCGAAACAUCUGUGGUCCCGACUCCUUGGCAUUUAUCGGACCAACAAGGCCAAGGUCAAGAAGACGACGCAAACCGGUGCAGGCAAUGACGACGUGUUCCGGCCACGGUGGUUCGCCUACCAAGCGAUGUCUUUUGUAGACGAGGCCACCCAAGAUGCGGUGCAUGUAGACACGUUACAUGCGUAUGAUUAUCGCCACGUUCGUCCACUCGAUCCACCAGCAGCAACCAAACACAACAGGCAUGUGGCCACGUUUAUUCGGUGAGUGAGCUAGUAAGCCAGCCAGUUUAUCCAGCCGCUAAUAGAGCAGGCGAGUAAUGCUUAAAAAAUCCGUAGUUGUUGCACUCGCGUACUUAAAUGUAUAUUAUAAAUAACCAUGCUGGUAGUAAUGUACAGAAUAGUUGGUGUAGUUGUGUUUGCGAUUUCAUAAUUUAUUAUUAAUUUUAAUAUCCAUGGUAUUGGUUGGAUGGAUUUACGUAGAACGAUUAUGUUUUAAAUGGUUUGCAAUGUGGUUCCUUAUGUCAGCAAGAUUUUCUGAAGGUCGGGAAGCAAUGUUUUGGAGAUCGGUCAAGCCCCCUUCACUUCUCCAAUCUCCAUCGACUCGUCGCCCGCGAACAACCCUAUCAAAUGCAGACGGGGGUGUGCAUGUG
Anopheles arabiensis is the source of this 703-nucleotide messenger RNA. RefSeq lists its product as uncharacterized. The coding region runs from base 1 to 318 and encodes 105 amino acids. The transcript is spliced from 3 exons. Lineage: Eukaryota; Metazoa; Arthropoda; Insecta; Diptera; Culicidae. The record is from RefSeq and is a predicted model, not a curated record.